UCUAUGGCUAGUAAAUUAAUCUCCAAUUUUAUUCAAUCCAAAGUAUUGCACGGACGUAAAUUCUUUUAGAUUUUUGUUUAUCAAUGAACAACGUUAUGGCAGCAGCAGCAAAAAUAUCUAAAUUGCACACGAUUCAAGCCACAGCCAAUCAUACUGCUACAUUGAUUUUUUUUCACGGUUCAGGAGAUACCGGAAACAACGUGAAGGAUUGGAUAAAGCUUUUAAAUAAAGAGGAACUGAAGUUUCCACAUAUUAAGAUCGUCUAUCCUACCGCACCACUUCAGCCAUACACUCCCAAUAACGGAGAGCCAAGCAAUGUUUGGUUCGAUCGUUCGGCAAUAUCCAAGUUUGCUCCGGAACUACAGGAUUCUAUCGAUUCCAUGUGCUCCGAAGUGUCGGGCUUAAUGGAGAAAGAAAUCGCUUCCGGAAUACCCAUCAACAGAAUAGUUCUCGGUGGUUUCUCAAUGGGAGGAGCUCUGUCGUUGCAUAUGGCUUACAGGCAUAGGACAUCGGUUGCUGGGUGCUGUGCCAUGUCAUCUUUUUUAAAUGACAACUCUUUAGUUUAUGAUGCUUUGAAGACUGCCGCUACUGAAAACACUCCGCCACUUUUACAAUUUCAUGGCGUACGUGACGAUUUAGUCCCCAUUGAAUGGGGGGAGGAAACAUUCAAACUUCUUACAGACUUAGGCGUAAAGGGGGAAUUUGUACCAUUAAAAAAUGCGUAUCACGAACUAACUAAGCUUGAAAUUCAGAAGUUCAAAGAAUGGUUGCUCAAUGUUAUUCCAGAAGAAUCCUCUUAAGAAUCUCAUUAUUUUGUAAACCAGCCUGAACCUGUCUACAUAAUGGAAGAGAGUUUAAAGUAACAAAGGUUCAAGGAUCGUGAUAUUUUACAUCAAUAGAAAGAAAAGCAUUAACUUGCUUGCACCUCGCAAUCCUAUAGUUAGGAAAAAAUAUAAACUUGCACCUUGAAGAAUACCACAAUUUUUAUAAAUUUUCGGCAAAUCCUUUCGUUUUCAUUUCUCAUUUCGGUUGAUGCACGUAUGCAUAUAUACGAUUGUACAUAGAAUUUUCUGUGAAUUAUUCUAAGCGGAGCAACAAUUGUGUACAUAGUAGCCACGAAUGAUAUACAAAAUAGGAUUAAAACGGGUUUUCUAAACACAAUACACACCAUGUACAGCAAUACAAUCCAUGUCGUUUC
This is a messenger RNA of Diprion similis, 1198 nucleotides long. Its product is annotated as lysophospholipase-like protein 1. Gene Ontology annotation, molecular function: palmitoyl-(protein) hydrolase activity; carboxylic ester hydrolase activity. Gene Ontology annotation, biological process: protein depalmitoylation. The coding region runs from base 84 to 800 and encodes 238 amino acids. NCBI's taxonomy places the organism in Eukaryota, Metazoa, Arthropoda, Insecta, Hymenoptera, Diprionidae. The transcript has 5 exons. The record is from RefSeq and is a predicted model, not a curated record. Gene Ontology annotation, cellular component: cytoplasm.